Cadophora gregata is the source of this 1784-nucleotide messenger RNA. RefSeq lists its product as uncharacterized. Gene Ontology annotation, biological process: DNA strand elongation involved in DNA replication; DNA replication. The transcript has 4 exons. Gene Ontology annotation, molecular function: DNA binding. The coding region runs from base 178 to 1701 and encodes 507 amino acids. The record is from RefSeq and is a predicted model, not a curated record. NCBI's taxonomy places the organism in Eukaryota, Fungi, Ascomycota, Leotiomycetes, Helotiales, Ploettnerulaceae. Gene Ontology annotation, cellular component: delta DNA polymerase complex.
AGAAAAUGCCAAUCAAUAAAGUUCGCUUGCACUUGUUUUGUUUUCUUCGGCUUCGGUUGAAAAGGGGGUCCGGCACGUGCAAAAUGACAGGGGUCGCGUCGCGAGAAUCGCGUCUUCCAUUUUGCUACAACCUUCGCAGCACAUGCCUCUUGAGGAGAGAAGAAGCCGACACCAAACAUGGCGUUACCAGAAGGAGAAGGCAAUCUGCUGCGCAGUCCCUCGAACCACCCCCAUGUACCCCUCACCCGACAACCUUCCCUCUACAAACCUCUCACGACUUACGCCCUCGAGAAAGAAAAGCACUACCAGCAGCAAUAUGGCGACAUGUACUUCUUGCGGCUCACAAAGCUGAAGCCAUCAGUAGAGGCCAACGCCGAGGAGGCAUGGCGCGAUUUCAAUAUUGCAGGCGAGGAUGUCGAGAAGGUGGAGAGCGUGCUGGAUGUUAGGCAGGGGAAGCUGUGUUGGGUCGCUGGGACUAUCUAUAUGGAGAUGCCGCUGAAACCGAAUAUUCUGGAUGAUAUCAGCAAAGAUCAUUGGAUCUCAGCGCCACCACCAAGACAGAAAUACCUUUCACCUACAGGAGAAGAUCUCAUCAUGUUGGAAGACGAAUCGGGAAGAUUACGAUUAGUGGGCGCGCCAUUAUCAAAUGAAAUGCUAGUCACAGGCUGCAUUGUCGCUGUUAUGGGGACCGAAAACGCGAAUGGAGAUUUCGAAGUUAUAGAUAUCAAAGUGCCAGAUCUACCACCGCAGGCAGAAAGAUGGCAUACUGCAGAUCCGGCAUCGAGAAGGAAACCUGUGGAUGAGGACACAGAAAUGGACGUCGACAAGCCAGCCAGCAAGAAAAUUGCCAUUGUUUCUGGCCUAGGAUUCUCGGGCACAGAUGCAGACCACUCUCUUGAGAUCAACCUCCUUGCCGAAUACCUUCUCGGCGAAGCUCUAGAUCCAGCAGCACAGGAAAGCGUCUCGCAGAUCAGCAGGUUGAUAAUAGCAGGGAACUCGAUAGCGUUAGAUAAUGAUGCUGUAUCGCAUGACACGAUUGGCAAUACGAGGAAGACGCAGAAGAAGUACGGGUAUGACAGCAGCGCAUAUAACCCCACGCCUACGAAGCACUUCGACGACUUUCUUGCCACCCUUUUACCGAGCAUGCCUAUCACGCUUAUACCAGGGUAUUCGGAUCCAGCGAAUGUCAGUUUACCACAACAGCCUAUCCAUCCCGCCAUGUUCCCUCAAGCAAGGACGUAUGGGGUUAUACCACCUAGAGCAGGAGAGGUAGCAGAGCCGGGCUGGUUUGAUACGGUAACUAAUCCAUGGGAUGGUGAGAUCGAAGGCUGGAAAGUCCUAGGUACAGGUGGGCAGAAUGUAGAUGAUGUGUUUAAGUAUGUGGAGAGCGAGGAUAGGUUGGGCAUGUUGGAGGCGAUGUGUAGGUGGCGGUGCGUUGCGCCCACUGCACCGGAUACAUUAUGGAGCUACCCCUACCAAGACGAUGACCCAUUUGUUAUAAACUCCUGUCCACACCUCUUCUUCGUCGGCUCGCAGCCAAAAUUCGACACUGCCGAGAUUGAAGGCCCGGAUGGUCAGACAGUCAGGUUGAUUGCUGUGCCGAAGUUUGCAGAGACAGGGGAAUUGGUCAUAGUGGAUACUGAAACGUUGGAGACGGAGCUUGUGAAGAUUACUGUUGGUGUUGGUGAGAAGGAGGAGUGAGGGGAGAAGAAAAGAGAUGGUGCGAUAAAUAAGGCGCUGGGGAAUUCACUAUCAUGAGAAAUGAAUGAAUGGAAAUCAUACCC